GCUCCGAGGCGGCCAGGCAGGCAGGCAUGGGCGCGCCGGGGGGGCGGCUGCGCGGCUCGCUGGCGCUGCUGACCGACCUGUACCAGUUCACCAUGGCCUACGGCUACUGGCGCGCCGGGCGGCACCGCGAGCCGGCCGAGUUCGAGCUCUUCUUCCGCCGCUGCCCCUUCCAGGGCGGCUUCGCGCUGGGCGCCGGCCUGAGCGAGUGCCUGGCCUUCCUGCGCACCUUCCGCUUCUCCCAGGCAGAUAUUGAGUAUCUGGAGUCGGUCCUCCCCAUUACCACGGAGAAAGCGUUCUUUGAUUAUCUGCGCACCGUGGAUGCAUCUGAAGUGUCGGUCUCGUCAGCACCGGAGGGCUCGGUGGUCUUCUCCAGGGUGCCGAUAUUCCAAGUCAAGGGCCCUUUACUAGUGGUGCAGCUUCUAGAGACCACCCUGCUGUGUUUGGUAAACUAUGCCAGCCUCGUGGCUACGAAUGCAGCCAGGUUCCGGCUCAUCGCGGGCCCGGACAAGAAGCUCAUGGAGAUGGGGCUGCGUCGGGCCCAGGGACCGGAUGGGGGGCUCUCUGCUUCCAAGUAUUCCUAUGUGGGCGGUUUCGACUUCACCAGUAACGUCUUAGCAGGGAAACUCUAUGGGAUUCCAGUGCGGGGAACCGUCGCCCAUUCUUACGUGUCUUCCUUCACCUCGCUGGAUGAGGUGAACCCACGGGUUCUGCGGCCCGUGAGUGGAGAGGAGCCAGUGGACUUCCCUUCCCGAGUGGAGGCUUGGCUGAGCAAGGUUUGCCGGCUGCUCCAGGUCCCUGCAGAGCGGGUGCACUGUGGGGAGCGGGCCGCAUUUGUGUCCUACGCGGUCACCUUCCCUCACAACUUCCAAGGCCUGGUGGACACCUAUUGCGUCAUGAGAAGUGGCAUUCCAAACUUCUGUGCUGUAGCCCUUGCACUGAAUGAACUGGGAUACCGAGCCAUUGGGGUACGCCUGGACAGCGGGGACUUGGCCAGGCAGUCGGUGGAAAUACGGCAGGUGUUUCGGACCUGCAGCGCACACUUUCACGUCCCCUGGUUCGAAAGCAUCCCCAUUGCAGUCAGCAAUGAUGUGAGCGAGUGGAACCUCGAGGAGUUGGCGCAGGAGGGGAAUGAAAUUGACAUGAUUGGCGUGGGGACUCAUCUGGUGACGUGCCCGCUGCAGCCUUCCUUGGGGUGCGUCUACAAGCUGGUGAAAGUCAAUGGCUGUCCGAGAUUGAAGGUGACGGAGGAUGAAGAGAAGACCACCAUUCCUGGAAGCAAAGUGGUUUACAGGCUCUGGGAUGCUGCUGGAUUUCCGUACAUGGACCUCAUGGCGCUGGAAGAAGAACCUCCCCCGAGGGCCGGGAAGGAAGUUGAAUUCUGGCUGCUAGGAAGAAACAAAGAAGCUGGAAAGGCAGUUCCCGCCAGUGUGGAAAUCCUACACCGUCUAUACCUCAAAGAUGGGCAGAUCUGCCAGGCACUGCCUAGCCUCACAGAGAUCAAGAAGCAUGCCCAGACCUCCUUGAGCAAGCUCAGCCCUGCCCACAAGAGGCUGCAAGACCCAGAGGCCUAUCAGGUCGCCAUGACCCAGAAGCUCCACGCGCUCCUGACUGACCUCCAGCGAGAUAGCCCGUGAACCUCCCGGCCCUCUUUUGCACUACUCCGGCCAGCAAGCAGCAGCUCGGGGACCAAACGCUGAACGAAGCCGCGGCUUGCGCGGAUUGCCGAUCCUUUUUGUGCCUUCUCCUCCUUUUCUUUGAAGAACUGAAUGCCUCUUUGUGAAAAUGCGAGGUAUAUAUCAUAGUGCCUCAUGGGGCUCGGUGCAGAUGUAAUAAGCCGGUAGCGUUGGCCACGACCUGGCCGCCUGCGAAGAAGAAGGGUCUACGUCAGUUUCCCAGAUGCUUUGCCCUGUAGACUCUAGCGGGACAAUACUCACUCAUCGGCUAAGGAACCACGUGCGGUUCUUUGACAUACCUUUGGCUCUCCUGAGAGCCAGUUCUCAGCGUGGCACCUGCUCCAUGUUCCAGGAAAAUGGGCAAUACCAUUGCCCAGUAGGGCACGUGGCUGGCAAGUGAUUCCCAGCUGGCCCAAGAGAACGGAGGCUAAAACCACCACUACCCUGGGAAAAGAACAAGCUUGUCACAGUGAGGUAUUGGUGAUUUUACUCCCUUUUUUUCGACAGCCAACUUGCUCUUUUUGGCUCUCUUUCUUUUGCCUGACCUACUUACACUUCCCAGUGGUGAGAAGUCCCCUGGGGGGUUGACCUAUUGCCUGUCGAUAGCUAUCAGCGGAAGGUGGCAAGCUCCCUGGAAAUCACCGACCACAGGCAGGCAAGCAGGGAAAGCGUGCACUGGGAACGCUCUUGGUGAAGUGCGUCAACGUAACUUCCUGAAGUGAUGUCAUUGUGCCAGCUGUGCCAAUGCUCCUACACUUUGCUGGGGCCAAACAGGCUAGAAUUAGCUGCAUGCAAAGUGUGGGAGCAUGCUCGUGGCCGGCGUGAUGAUGUCACUUCCCGGAAGUGACAUCACAUAAGCGCCAGGAAUGCAUGUACAAACAGACAUGCAAAAGGCACCAGGUAAGUGCCAGGUGUCCCCCCCAGGCCCGUUGGGAGGGUAUAGGGACUUGGCAGCCCUAGACCUACUGUGGCUCAGCCUGAGGAGAGAUUAAGAAGGCUGAGGGGGAAGCCCUUCAGAUCAGGAGUCCCCAACCUUUUUGAGCCUGCAGGCAUCUUUGGAAUUUUGACAUAGGGAGGUGACUUGACCAUAAAAUGGCUGCCACUGGAGGCGGAGCCAACCACCAAAUAUCGGAGUGAGGUCAUCCAUAACUCUUAAUAGUAACUCUUCAACACUUCGGACAGAAGCUCUGCUUAACAAGAUACCCUUUAAAAUUGACACAAGUAUUUCCUUGCAUAUACACAGCUUACCUUCAGUCCCGCAGUGAAGAUCCCCGUGCCGUGGUGGCAGCUGCUGCCAAAACAAUUGUUUAAAAAUAUGCGCAUCCAAUCGGAUCUCCAAUGGCCAGUCAGAAGCUCUGCUGGGCAAAAACCCCGCCUAGCCAUGCCCACUUUCUCCAAACCAUUGGUAGGGGCCAGGAAAGGUGUUGGCAGGUGACAUGCUACAAUCUGGUAAUUUAAAAUGCUAUAUAUUUAAGAGGAAUAGUUAUAUGAUUGCACACCUGUGUUUGGGGUGCCACAUAAGGUGUAUGGCAGUUAUGGGGCUCUUUGGGUUGAUGGAAAUUGCAGCGGUGGCGCUCUCUGAACUGCAGACUGAGGCUGAUUCCGCACACGUUGGAUAAUGCACUUUAGCUAUCAUUUGGAAGUGGAUUUUUUGUUUCACACUCGAAAAAUUCAGUUCCAAAUGAUCUCUAAAGAGGAUUGGAAGUGCAUUAUCCAAUGUGUGCGGAAUCAGCUUGAGUUCCGCUGCUCUUUAAGUUCAUUCUGUUCUCAGUGAGUGUCACUUGCACAGACAGAAUUUCCUGAAAUGUCUGGUGGCCUAAAGUGCUCCCCUGGGGUAGAUAUGCUGUGUCUUCUGAACCUGGCAGUCAGUGGGAAAAAUUGCCUCCUUCCCACCUGCAUUCUGCUUUUGCAACAAGAUGUGGCUGUGAGAAUUCAGCUAUAAACAGCAGUAAUGGAAUGUGAACCAUCAGGAGGCGUUUUGAGUGCUGGUGUUGUUUGCUGUACUAUGCUUGUGUCUGAACAGGCCAGAGGCAAUUAAAACACCUGUAACUUUACUUAAUCCUCUUAUCAGCUACUUGUGAUGUUAGGACAAAGAAAAUCAAGAUGUUGCAGAGACCAACAUUUUUAAAGUAAUUUGGUGUACUUUAUAAUAUUCUGGAAGCCAAAAAUUCGUAUUUUUAGCAGGCUACUGCGUAUCUGUGUAUAUUUUGUAGUAUGACUUAAGCGGAAUUGUAGUCCGCUAGGCUAGGGCGACUUCUUCUUACACAGGAGGACUGGAAACCGGUAAACAGAAUAAAUGGGAGAUGCCUCCACCUUCGUAAAAAAGUGGGAAGAGAAGGCAUAAUUGAGCCUCCGAACAAAGCAGCUAAUCGUUCAUGGAGGAUAGGCACAUCUGUGGCUGUUUAACCAUAAUAAAGAAAUGGAACCUCCACGUUAAGAGGCAGUGUACCUGUGGAUCAUAGAUAAGGGUCGGGGACAAAUUAGAUUAUUGUAAUUUUUUAAAAAUGCUCUACUUGUGAGUUGGGGACAGAGCACUGGAUUGGAUAACCCCUGGUCUGAUCGGACAAGAAAGCUGUUAGGUCAUAAAAUUUAAUGGUGCUGCCAUCUGCUGAGUUACUUCAGAAUAAGCCCAUUGAUUUCACUGGAGUUACUUGGCAUAAGAUUGCACGGUUGUAUACAUGUGUAUCUUCUGUACACUAUUGAAAACAUGCGUGCACACACACAGGUGUUGCCUUACACUGUUUAAAGCAAAUAAAGUGCUGGGA
This is a messenger RNA of Eublepharis macularius, 4438 nucleotides long. It is a transcript of the gene NAPRT, whose product is annotated as nicotinate phosphoribosyltransferase. The coding region runs from base 27 to 1634 and encodes 535 amino acids. NCBI's taxonomy places the organism in Eukaryota, Metazoa, Chordata, Lepidosauria, Squamata, Eublepharidae. The record is from RefSeq and is a predicted model, not a curated record. Gene Ontology annotation, molecular function: nicotinate phosphoribosyltransferase activity. The transcript is spliced from 13 exons. Gene Ontology annotation, biological process: NAD+ biosynthetic process.